Molecule: messenger RNA, 411 nt
Organism: Funneliformis geosporum
Lineage: Eukaryota; Fungi; Glomeromycota; Glomeromycetes; Glomerales; Glomeraceae
Source: the annotation of a GenBank genome assembly
AUGGGAAAAGUAACAAAAAAAAGUACCACCAAUACUCAACCGAAUGAUCAAAACAAAAAAAAAAGAAAAGGGAGACCGCCAAAGAGCAAUUAUGUUCAACAAAUCGACACUGCCGAAAAUAGUCUUUCUUCAACACGACCAAGAGUUGUUUCUAUACGACGAAAUGAAAUUCCGAUGCGUCCGGAGAUACACAUAUCCCCAACACCGAUUCCUUCAUUAAACGAACCUUCAAGUAAUAUACAUCAAUCAGGGCAGAUACCAUUACCAAAAUUACCAAAUGAUCAGGCACAUUCUACAUCAGCUACAACCGGCUCAAAGAUUACGAUUACUAUGACCAGCGUCACCACGAACAAUACGGUUCGUUCCAAUACAACUACUUACGUCACAACCGAAAUUUUACCUGCUAUAUGA